AAACACACUACGCAUUUUGACCUCUAGCCACCGUAACAUCAUCAUCAUCAUUUCUCUCUCCCUCUCUCAUAUACACAGGAAAGAAACGUUUGAAUUGCCCGUGCUUAUCCAGAAUUUAGGCUUCUUAUACCUUUUUACGGUUUAAAAUUCCCAGAAACUUGCACCAUACAAGAAUUUAACACAACCCCAGAUUGCACUCCAGAAAGAGCUGCGUUUCAUCGACUUAAAGUUUCCAUUUUUAUGGCCUCUCCUGCACUAACAAGAUUCUUUAUCAUCUUCACUUUGCUUCCCGUAUUCACAAAUUCUAUCCCCUUUGUUGUCUUUCAUGGCAUUUCGGAUGGUUGUGACAAGAAAGAAGUCAAAAAGCUCACUGAACUUUUAAGCGAGUGGUCUAAUACUCAAGGAUAUUGCAUAGAAACCGGAAAUGGAGUCUUGGGUUCUUGGUUUAUACCCAUUGACAAACAGACAGAGAUUGCUUGCGAAAAGGUGAAAAAUAUGAGUGUACUCAGAGAAGGUUACAACAUCAUUGGACUUUCCCAGGGAAACAUGGUUGGGCGUGGAGUUCUUGAGUUUUGUGAUGGAGCGCCUCCAGUGAAAAACUACAUAUCGUUAGCAGGUCCUCAUGCUGGGGAAGCAUCCCUCCCACUUUGUGGUUCGGGUUUGAUGUGCACUAUUCUGGACCGUUUUACGCAGUUGGCUGUUUAUAAUGAUGCUCUCCAGGAAAACCUGGCUCCACCAAAUUACAUCAAGAAUCCCACUGAUCUUGAUGCAUAUCGAGAAGCAUGUAAAUUUCUCCCCAAGUUAAAUAAUGAGUUUGAAAAAAACGCUACAUACAAAGAAAGAUUUAGUAGCUUGCAAAAUUUGGUGCUUAUAAUGUUUGAUAAAGAUUUAGUUUUGGUACCCAAAGAAUCCUCUUGGUUUGGGUACUUCCCUGAUGGAGCCUGGGAACCAAUACUUCCAGUACAAGAGACCAGACUAUAUAUUGAAGACUGGAUUGGCUUGAGGACGUUGGAUGAGGCUGGGAGGGUCACAUUUGUAAAUGUGUCAGGUGGACAUCUUGAUAUUACUGAUGACGAUAUGAAGAAGUACGUUGUCCCAUAUCUAGUAAAUGAAGCACCUGAGAAUGGGAUUCUAAUAGAAAUGUCUCGAGAGUCUACCACCGUAACAAUUAAAUUUUGAUGCCACGGGUUUUAUCAGAAAAUUUGAUCGGUGGAUAACAUGAUCUUCAACUAAACGUUGUGUUUCACUUGUGGUAUGAUUUAUUUUUUGUUCAUGAAUAUUUCUCUUUUCAAAUAGGC
This is a messenger RNA of Lactuca virosa, 1298 nucleotides long. The record is from the annotation of a GenBank genome assembly. NCBI's taxonomy places the organism in Eukaryota, Viridiplantae, Streptophyta, Magnoliopsida, Asterales, Asteraceae.